AUGUCGGUCGGGCUUUCUGGCAACUUGCAUACCGCUCUAGAUGAAGAAGCAAGGGCUGAGGUUGACGUUCUCAAUUCGCGGCUCGAAAAGACGACGCAAUUGACCAAGAAGAUUCAAUCGUGCCUGAACCGACUCGAGUCGACAGGGAAGAGUGUCCAAGAUGUUGCAGGACCUCUGAAUGGAGAGACCAGGCGACUGCAGAUAUUGGGAAAUAACGUUGAUUCAGUCCUGGCCGCUAUUGACCGAUUGCGCCAACCUGCAGAUAGCAAAAAUGACGAAGAGCAGAUCAUUCGAGUCGGUCCUGAGAAGGCUGGCCUCUCUAAUUACCUGGCUUCUAUCAAACGCCUAGGGAAGGCCUUGAACGAGAUGAAAGCCUCCAACUUGCGCGCCAACCAACAAACGAUGGCCGAUCUAACACGACUCAUCAAGUCUGGCAAUAGUCAGCUGGAAUCCCAUUUCGAAACACUGCUGCGCGCUGAGACUCCCCGAUCCGUCGAGCCGUUGCACUUUAUCACAAAGGACAAGGCUUUCCCAACACUGCCUCAGGACAAAAUAGCCCGGCUCGGUCUGGUCUAUUCAUAUGUCAUUGAGAGUCACCACAGCGGAUCCUCUGAGCUCGCCCAUAUAUAUGCAGAGGUACGCGGCCCAUACCUCUCAACAUCCUUGGCCAACCUUGCUGCCGCAAGUGUCAACACCGCCAAGAAGAAGAGCCCAGAUGCCGUCUACCGUGCGGGGACCAACGGUAUAGGGACCUACUCGCAAGCUAUGGAGGGCCUUUUUGUCUCCGAAUACGACAAUGUGUGCAGUGUCUUCUCGCGUGAGGAUUGGGGCGUGGUCUUCCAAUCAACUUGCCAGGCAGCGAUGGCUGAGCUUGCACGAACGUUGCGUGAACUCAAUGCUCAUAUCAAAAGUCACCUCAACACCGACUGUUAUCUGGCAUAUGAAAUCACCGAGAUCAUCUCGGCUCUCUCAGGCAAGCUCGAAACACGCACCGGAGAAUUGAAAGGGGCACUCGCUGCAGCCCUGAAGCCUGUUCGAGAAACUGCCAAAUCGUCCCUUGCGGAGCUCCUUGAUGAGACCAGGCGCAAGAUCAGCAUGCUACAGAUGUUACCGUCAGAUGGCGCUCCUAUACCCCUCGUCUCGGAGACAAUGCAGCGCCUUCAGACGAUGGUACACUUUCUACGCCCCAUCUCGAGCAUAAUGAUAUCAUUAGGGGACGGUGGAUGGAGCUCCAACGCGGCAGCUAGCGGACGCUCGACCGAUGCAAUCCCCAGUCUAGCAUCCUUUGACAUAGGAGCGGACGGUAAAGAGAUCUUUUCGCAUUAUUGCACUGAUACCAUCGAAAUGCUCCUAUCUGGUUUGGACCAGAAGUCGCGCGUACUCAUGAAGAAUAGGGCUGUUGCUGGGGUAUUCCUGGCCAACAGCGUUGUUAUCAUUGGAAGAAUGGUUCAGAGCUCAGAACUUAGCGGGCUGCUUGAGAACAAACUUGAUGUUCUCGACCAGUGGCGCAAAAAGGCAACGGCGGCUUAUACGGAUGUUUGCAAAGACCUUUCCGUCCACCUGUUCGACACUGUGCAUACCAAUCGUGCGCAUCGUCCAACUUCUGGACCUGUGGACUCUACUUCGAUCGUCAAAGGGCUGGGAAGCAAAGACAAGGACAGGAUCAAAGAAAAGUUCACACAAUUCAAUAGCGCAUUUGAUGACAUGGUUUCUCGACACAAAUCAUACAGCAUGGAGCGGGAAGUCCGGCGAAUGUUUGGGGAGGACAUCCGCCAGAAAUUACAGCCUCUCUACGAGCGGUUUUGGGACCGGUAUCACGAAAUCGACAAGGGCAAGGGCAAGUACGUCAAAUAUGAUAAGACUUCCAUUGCCGCUGUAUUUUCCAGUUUGGCUUCCUGA
Molecule: messenger RNA, 1899 nt
Organism: Fusarium proliferatum ET1
Lineage: Eukaryota; Fungi; Ascomycota; Sordariomycetes; Hypocreales; Nectriaceae
Exons: 2
Coding region: 1-1899 (632 amino acids)
Biological process (GO): exocytosis
Cellular component (GO): exocyst
Molecular function (GO): phosphatidylinositol-4,5-bisphosphate binding
Source: RefSeq, a predicted model, not a curated record